AUGAGCACCGCAACUUGGCAAGCAAAAGUCCAAGCCAAGCAAGCCGAAGGCGAAGCGAAAAUCCCCUUGGAAUGGCGACUCCCCGCAUCGCUUCUCGCAACCGCCGACCCGUUGUCCCCGGAGUGCGUGCUAUCCGUGCCGCGCGAGUGCGGCCUCCUGACCGAGCGCGAGCUAGCCAUCACCGAGACCGCCGAUGCGACGGCGCUGCUAGCCCAGCUCGCGGCACGCGAAUACUCCGCAGUGGAGGUAGCCAGGGCGUUCUGCAAGCGCGCCGCGAUCGCGCAGCAGCUCACGCAGUGUCUAACGGAGACGUUCUUCGAGCAGGCACUGGCACGGGCGGAGGAGCUGGACACGCACCUGGCGACGACGGGGCGGGUGGUCGGGCCCCUGCACGGGCUGCCGGUGAGUCUGAAGGACAUGUUCGAGGUGGCGGGGGUGGCAUCGACGCUGGGCUACGUCGCGUUCCUGGACCGGCCGGUGGCGGCGGCCAACACGCCGCUCGUGGACGUGCUGGUCGCCGCCGGCGCCGUGCUGUACGUCAAGACCAACGUCCCGCAGACGCUGAUGACCGCCGACUCGCACAAUAACGUCUUCGGGCGUGUGCUUAACCCCCACCGCCGCACCCUGACCGCCGGCGGCAGCACCGGCGGCGAGGCCGCCCUCGUCGCCCUCCGCGGCUCGCUGCUCGGCGUCGCGACCGAUAUCGGCGGCUCUAUCCGCAUCCCGGCCCACUGCUGCGGGCUCGUCGGCUUCAAGCCCUCCGUGGGUCGCGUUCCCUCCACGGGUUUGAUGAGCCCCGGGCCGGCGGGAUAUCUGUCCGGGAUAUCGGGAGUGGUGGGCCCGAUCGCCCACUCUGUCCGCGACGCUAACCUCUUCAUGAAGACCGUGUGUGAUGUGCGUCCGGAUGACUUCGAUGAUACCGCGCUGGGGAUCCCCUGGACACUAGAAGGGCCGUCCGGCACCGACGAUCGUGGCGAUAAGCUUCGCAUUGGGCUGUUCACGGCGCACCCGGACCUCCCGUUGCACCCGAAUAUUGCACGCAACCUGCAUCGGGCAGCGGAGAAGCUCGCCGCGGCUGGUCACGAGAUAGUGGAUAUCACUGAGCAGCUUCCGUCGAUGGAAGAUGCCAACGCCACUGCCUGUGGGCUGUUCAGUCUAGACGCUGACCGGACCUCGCUCUCGCAUCUGGCUGUGGCGGGAGAGCCGAGCAUCCCGUCCUCAAAUCUCGUGAUUGAGCGCAGGGGAUCGACUCCAGAUCCCACUCUGCGCGAUCUGUUCAGACUGACGGCUCGGAAAGCGGAGAUUACUGCGCGGACGCGCCGGGUGUUUGUCGACAGUAAACUAGACUUGAUUCUGGCGCCGGCGUACCAGAGUUGUGCCCCCGUGCAUGAUACGUAUAGUCAUCUCUGUUGA
Molecule: messenger RNA, 1413 nt
Organism: Aspergillus homomorphus CBS 101889
Lineage: Eukaryota; Fungi; Ascomycota; Eurotiomycetes; Eurotiales; Aspergillaceae
Product: putative general amidase
Exons: 2
Coding region: 1-1413 (470 amino acids)
Source: RefSeq, a predicted model, not a curated record